CCAUUAGUUUCUCCCUGUGGCUAAACGGUGUUUACCAAAACAAACGGUACGAAGGAUUGUGAAGUGCGCCGGACCUGCCGUACGCCUGUCGAUAAGCAAAUAUCCUGAGGAAGCGGAGUGCAUUUCAUAGCCGCUUUCUGGUGGAGGUAUCGCUAAAUUCGCUUAGUCACCAGCGUUUGUAGUGUGCGGAUAGUGGACGCUGCUGGCCGGCAGAAAUCGACAGCUUUAGAUAAACAUUAAGCAGUGUUGAAGUGCUGCCCUGAAAUGUGAUUCCCCGCGGGCACGAGAUGCGGCAGUAAUUUCAUCUGCACGAGUAUUCCAGCGGCGAUGAGUCAUCCUGCGCCGCAGCUUUAUCCCGUCAGUCCACCCGAAUGCACACGAAAUACCGCAGUUUGCUAAGGACAGGCUACAACUGCGCAGCGUAGUAGCACGGGCCAACGUAGCGGCCUUGCGAGGUUACUUUUUCUUUGGUUGAGUUUCGAUUUGUUUUCGGUUUCCCCGCUCUACUGUUUUGUUUCCACCAUCGCCACGAGCGCACACACAUCGAGCACGCACCAUGUCGAACCUGUAUUUGCUUCCCAUCUCGGUGUUUCUCCUGUUCAACUUUACUUUUAUCGGAACCUACAUUGCCGCAGUGCUGCAGGGCCAUGUCGUACCGACCGUGCCAUACAUCAGCGACGCGGCCACCUACUCCCCCGAAAGCUGCGUCUUUGGCCAGUUUAUCAACAUAGGAUGUGUACUGCUUGGUAUCACGAUCUACGUGCGAUAUCGACAGAUACAGGAAAUAUCCUACCGGCACAGUGACGUGCGUCAGGCACUUGGUCGCUGCAGCGGGGCUGCCUUCUGGAUUGGCAUCGGUUCCUGCCUCGGCAUCAGCAUCGUCGGCAACUUCCAGGAAACGAAUGUGCGCAUCGUCCACUAUGUUGGCGCGUUUUUGAGCUUCGGGCUCGGCACGGUGUACUUCUGGAUUCAGUCGUACAUAUCCUACUAUAUCCAGCCGUACAUGGGCUCGAUGCAGAAGGCGAACCUGCGCCUGGUGCUGUCGGUGAUCUGCACCAUUUUCUUCAUCAUGGUCGCCGUAACGGGCGUCAUUUCGCACGUGCUGUUCAACGGAACCGAUCCGCGCAAGUGGUACCCGUCGGACGGCGGCUGGGAGUACCACGUGGCCAGCUCGAUCUCGGAGUGGAUCGUUGCCACCACCUUCUGCUUCUACGUGCUCACGUUUACCGACGAAUUUCGUACGAUGCGCUUCGACCAUCCGCCGCUCAUACUGCUCGAAAUCGAAUCAUCACGCUCGUACGAACCGAUCAUCAACGAGCCGUCGGUUGCUGUUAUCUCGUGAUUUGAAUCGCCUUGCGAUGGAUAUGGUGACGGUGACAAAAGGCAAGAUACUGACAACGAGCAACCCAUAGCACCAUUACGUAGCAGCAUUAGCAGCAGCAGCAUCAGCAGCAGCAACAGCGAAAGGCAACAAGAACUCGACGGCCCCCAGCGGAAGCGAACGCUCAGUGAAACUGAUCUCAACUCUCACCGGCCACCGGGGGGCAGUGUCGUGCCGACCGCGUCCUUGGCCCGAUCGCGACCGACCGGACGUCCCGGAGUCAUCGCCGGCCCUCCGGUGGUUCUGUUGCGUGCACUCACGGAACCGCGUGUCCAGCAGCGACCGACCGAGAACGUGUCCAGACAGCGUUCCGAUGGCCAGAAGUUGGCCUCCCUGUCGCUCUCGCUGAUGCUCGUUGCCCUGCUGGAGGCGUUGCACUCACUGACCGCCUACCUUAGUGACAGCUUGCGCCAAAGCUACAUCUGAUCCCGCCAUUUUUCCCCGCAUAUCAUAUUCGGUGCGUUUCUAUUCUCGUCCAUUUCGGACGAGCCGUUUGUUUUCUUUUCCCCCCUUUCUGGAGACAAAUUCUAUUUAUCGGGUCAGAUUAUUUAAGGCUUUAUUUCCUAUAGGUAUAUAUCAUUGCACUUUACACCGAUCGGUUAUCGAUCAUUUCUUUUUCGGUACCUUUCGUUUACUUUCUUAGGAAUUAAAACUAAUCUUCUAGGUGGAAGAAAAAAAA
Molecule: messenger RNA, 2060 nt
Organism: Anopheles coustani
Lineage: Eukaryota; Metazoa; Arthropoda; Insecta; Diptera; Culicidae
Product: DNA damage-regulated autophagy modulator protein 1
Exons: 4
Coding region: 557-1342 (261 amino acids)
Source: RefSeq, a predicted model, not a curated record